This is a messenger RNA of Homalodisca vitripennis (glassy-winged sharpshooter), 882 nucleotides long. RefSeq names its product protein LZIC-like. The coding region runs from base 276 to 746 and encodes 156 amino acids. NCBI's taxonomy places the organism in Eukaryota, Metazoa, Arthropoda, Insecta, Hemiptera, Cicadellidae. Gene Ontology annotation, molecular function: beta-catenin binding. The transcript has 6 exons. The record is from RefSeq and is a predicted model, not a curated record.
UUUAAUUUCAGUAACGAAUUGUAUCAACAAGAUGACUUCUAAAGGACAAAUUGAGACUGAUAAAUUAAAACAAAACUUAGAAGAACAAUUGGAACGCCUUGUACAACAGUUAGCUGAUUUAGAGGAGUGCAAGAUAAACUUGACUGCUUGUGAAAUAAAGAAGACACAUAGUCACUGAUCUUGCUGUCAUUAGUCAACAACAAUAUUGUCAAUUCACCUAACCAUGAUAACUACCAUCUAUCUUUGCAAUAGAUGACCUUGAACCCAUUGAAUACAUGGAAUCCAAAGCUGAUACAAUGGAACAAUUGGAAGAACUGAAUGUGAAAUUGAAGAAACACCUGGCAGGAGAUAUGACGCUAGUGGACCAAUUAAGUUCAAUGCAGCUGGCCACACAAGCUGCCAUCAGUAAAGCAUUCCAGACGCCGGCUGUGAUCCGUAUGUUCGCCCGCAGGGAGCCUCAGCAACUCAGGGAGAGACUGCAGGCUGUUGAAAGAGACCUCAAGCUGGGCAAACUGUCCUCCAAUGCAGCAGACAGGGAAAAGGCAGAAAUACUCUCUGCGUUGAGACAACUUGGGGAGAAGUUGACACCAGCAGAACUUCAUUUCAUCUCCGAUCAAACAGACAACCAAACCUCUUUGGGUAAGAACUUCAGGUUUGAACAAGUCACAGAGGAUGCAAGUGUUGGAGAGAGGGCUGUGAUGGACUUAGCAACCAGUGACGUCCUAGCAGCACAGAAGAAUUCCUAAUAAUAUUUCCUCCUGUGUGCCGUGACUACCAGCUGCUUGCAUCAAAUGUUCCGAAUUUUAUAAUACAAGUAUUUAUAAAAUUUUAUUAGUGUAUUUAUAACGUCAUCUAGCAUUAAUAUUAAAAUGUUUGAAACUG